This is a messenger RNA of Ilex paraguariensis (yerba mate), 1176 nucleotides long. NCBI's taxonomy places the organism in Eukaryota, Viridiplantae, Streptophyta, Magnoliopsida, Aquifoliales, Aquifoliaceae. The record is from the annotation of a GenBank genome assembly.
CUCUCUCUCUCUCUCUCUCUCUCUCUCCUUUUCACUAACUUUUCCUUUGUAGCUUCAUCCCCAAAAACGCUCUGUUUUUCUUCCUCUUUUCCGCAAUUCUUUUUUCUUACCAGUUGUAGUAGUCUCUGCAACUCUUUCAAUUCCCUGCACACUUUCUUUUGAUUCUUUAAUCCGCUGUAUCAACCCUAGAGAGGUAUCUUAUUAAAAGCCUCUCUCUCUCUCUCUCUCUCUCCAGCCAUGCAAAUCAUAAGACACUCAUGAUAUAAUCACAACUCAAGCCCACCCUUUGCGGCUCUCCUUCAUUUCCCAUACUUCAAGGUGCUGAAUAUUUUCCUUUUUUGUAUCACAUCACAACCCUCUUUCUAUCUUUGAAAACCAUCUCUCUCUCUUUCAUUUCUUGUUAUCUUUGGCAGAUUUCGUCUCCUCCAUUUUACUGUUCCUAAGCUCAAACCCAAUGAGAAGCCCAGCUUUAGCUUUGCCUGAUCUUUCAUUACAGAUCAGCCCUCCAUUCAUUCCAGACUAUGAGUUUAAAGAAAUGGUCUCCGAUGGAUUUAUGAGAAAAUCAACCUACAGUGACCGGAGCUCCACAACUGAUUCCGGUACUAGCGGUAGUGAUUUAAGCCAUGAAAAUGGAAUAUUGUUCCACCCAGAAAGAUCUUUCCUUUCUGCUCCUUUCGAACCCACUUUGAGUUUAGGCUUUAAAACGGCAUCUUUGAAUCCUCUACCUUCAGAACCACCCAGAAUCCUUCGGCAUCACCACCAUUACCAACCUCACAUUUAUGGUCGUGAGUUCAAGAGAGGUUCAAGAAUGAUCGCUGGGGUAAAAAGGAGCGUUAGAGCUCCUAGAAUGAGAUGGACUUCAACUCUUCAUGCCCAUUUUGUUCACGCAGUUCAGCUUCUUGGCGGCCAUGAAAGAGCAACUCCAAAAUCAGUUCUUGAGUUAAUGAAUGUGAAGGAUCUAACCCUAGCUCAUGUGAAGAGUCACUUGCAGAUGUAUAGAACAGUGAAGAGCACUGACAAAGGAACAGGUCAAGAGCAGACAGAUUCUGGUUUGAAUCAAAGGACAGAUAUAAUUCAAGUUGAUGAGGUCGGGUUAUCUUUGGAGAAGGCUGACCCUGCUUGUUCUAUCAAACCAUUACCAUCAUUUCCACCAACUACACUUCAAAAAGCCCAAAU